This is a messenger RNA of Drosophila guanche, 3448 nucleotides long. RefSeq names its product lateral signaling target protein 2 homolog. Gene Ontology annotation, biological process: regulation of DNA-templated transcription. Bases 302 to 3403 code for a protein of 1033 amino acids. The transcript is spliced from 10 exons. NCBI's taxonomy places the organism in Eukaryota, Metazoa, Arthropoda, Insecta, Diptera, Drosophilidae. Gene Ontology annotation, molecular function: protein binding. The record is from RefSeq and is a predicted model, not a curated record.
GAAAAGGAAUAGCAACAACAACAACAACCACAACAAGAGCAACUGUUGGGGGGCAAACACUUUUCCUCAAACUCAUUUGGCAACGCAGCUCCCUCCUGGCCGUCUCUGUCUCUGUCUCUGUCGUCUGUCUACCACGGCUACGUAAUCAUUGGGAAAAUAUCAGCAAUUUUGCAACAGUUUCAACACAACAACAACUGCAACAGCAACAGCUACAGCAGCAGCAGCAGGGGCAGCAACAGCAACAGCAAAGGCAACAAAAGUAAUUGAGCAAAACACAAAAAAAAAAGUAAGAGCCACAAAGAUGGUGUCGCGACGUAAAAUUCUAUCACGUUCACGCGAUGAUCUUAAUCUUGACCAGACAUUCACCCAGCAGGAGGAGGAGGAGGAUGUCUGGUACCAGAAGGAUAAACUGUACAAGGAACACAUACAGGAAGUGCUGGACAAAUGGACCCAAAUCGAUGACGAGAUCUGGGCCAAAGUAAUUGUCUUUGAGCGCAAUCGACGUGUGGCCAAGGCAUACGCACGGGCCCCGGUGCUGACCAUUAAUGGCUCCGACGAUGGCUUCGACGGCAUGCGAAUCGGCCUGUGCGGCUUCGACAAUCCGAUGCGGGACCAGAAGACGGACGAAAUGAAGCGCGUCAUCGGGCAGGGCGUGAAGAUCAAAAUGGACGAUGCUGGGAAUAUACUCGUCCGCCGCUAUGCCAAGAGCAAUGUUUACGUCAAGAGCACCGCCAGCAGUCCCAACGAGGAGACCUCCAUCGGUGCCGAAAUCUUGAAGCUGCCAAAUCAGGCGCUCGAAUCCGAAAAAAUAGUCAAGCUCUUCGAUAUGAAGAAGUUUCAAUCGAACGUAAAUCGUGAACUGCGCCGUGCCUAUCCAGAUCGUCGACGCUUGGAGACGCAGUGCCUGUCGGCCGUGGCCUUUGUCAAAUCGGAGAGCGAUGUCUUGGAGUGCCCCAUUUGGGUGCUCAUUGUGAAUGUGGUAGCCAUGGAUAUGCUUAAGAGCAAGCUGCCACCAGUGCAACGCCCCAUUGUGGACAUUAAGAAUCGCCCGCGCAUACCCAUACCCGAUGAGGAUCCCUACAGCGUGGCAGGCAAUGGCAGCGGCGGCAGUUCGGGCAGUUCCGGAUUUGGCAGCGCACACCAACAGCAGGCGCAUGCCCAGCAGCUGGGGAAACACAUGAACAACGGCAAUAACGGACAUGUGGCAGCCACGCGGGAGCAGCUGCUGCUGCAGACGCAACAACUGGCCCACAAACGCAGCGAGAAGCCGCCCAAGCUGCCGCCCAGGGACAAUGUCUAUGCACACGAUUUGAUUCCAAAGCCGGACUAUGAUGACAUUGAUUUGGAAACGCGCAUAAAACUGUCGCGCGGCAAGUCGGACAAGGGCAAGGACAACAAGAAAUACGAUGAUCCCUACUAUUGUGGACUGCGGGCACGUGUGCCCAACUUUGGCAAGUCGGGCAAGAAGGGCUCGGGCCAAGGCCUCAAGGAUCAGCGGGAUGGCAAUGGCAACAACAUUAACAUUAUUAAUAACAACAACUUAAGCAGCAAUGGGGGCAUGAGCACGCUCAGCCAGAAGAAGACCUCGAUGAUACACAAUCACUUGGCGGGCAUGCAUCCACAUCACAUACAGCAGCAGCAGCAACUGAUGGCCGCUGCGGCGGCAGCACAUGCUGUGCACCAUCACAAUGCUGGCCAGCAGCAGAAUCAUCACCAUCCGAUCUGGCAGACGCGCAGCUAUGAGAGCGGCAUAGGUAUUUAUAAACACAAAACGCACGCACUGCAAAUGCAAAUGCAAAUGCAAAUGCAACAACUGCAACAACCGCAACCACAGUCACUGCCAACGGACCUAACAACAACAGCAACAGCAAAGACACAAAGCACACCCAACAAAGCACGUAGCCAGCACCAGCAGCAGCAGCACCAGCACCACCACUUGACACCGCAGACCAGCACUCCGCACUUGUAUCCGCACGCACAUCCGCAUCAUAAGUACCAGCACCAGCACCAGAACCACCACAAUCACAAGCACAGUCACAUGCAUCAGUGCGAGCGGCAUGCGCGUCAGCAGCCCACUCUUCCACCCUACUACGACAACCUGGAGGAGUCGCUGGGUCGCCAGGUGACUCGCCGUCUCUCCACCCGUCGCCCCUUGGCCGAGAGCGCUGCUGGGAGCGCCUGCAACUGCGUGAGCUGCUAUGCACUGGCUCCACUCUGUGGUUCUGUGCCGCCGCCACGCCCCCAGCGAAGUCUCAGCCAGCAGCAGCUGCGCCGGCAUCAGCGACUGAGCGGCAGUCUGGUGGAGAAGCAGGCCGGUGUGGUCAAGUGGUGCAGCGAGAGUGACAUCUCGGUGCUGGAGCACGUGCAGGAGGAAGACCCGGCGGACGAGCGGUACGACGACUGCUACGAGUACGACGACUUCGACAUGGACUUUGACAUUGACGACGACCUUACAGCACGCAUGGGCUACAGCCGGGGCACGGAGACGGUGGACAUGUACGUGGAUCGGGCACAACUGCGCCAGAUCCAAGCGCCCGCCGUGCUGGCCAGCUCGCGCACCAAGUCCCAGUCCACCGAGAGCUUCUUCGAGCAGCCCAACGAGGAGGGCUCCCUGUAUAUGUACGGCGGACGCAAGCGCAUUGUGGCCAAGGCGCCGUCGGCGGCCAACAUCUAUGAUCGGGUGAGCGGCUCAAUGGACCCCGACAGGGGCUAUGCGAAUGGCAGAUUCAAUUUGGCAGCCAGGACACAGCAGUACCAGAGCAGGAGCAGAGCUGUCGGCAGUCACAAGGCGCCCGUACUGCCAUCGCCCAGUUGGCGGGGCGGCAAGCGACAGCAGCAGGAGGCGAAGCAUUUUCAAAACUCUGACAAACGACGAUAUGACAAUGCAACGAACAACAACAACAACAACAACAACAACAACAUAAGCAGCAGCAGCAGCAACAAGAACAAAAGACAGUUAACGAACAGCAACAAAAACAAUGACGACAUCUUGAAAAGCAAAAAUAAUUUCAAUAGUAAAACCAAAAGUAUAGCAACAUCAGCAUCAGCCUCAGCAGCAGCCCAGUCCCAAGUAGCGAAAGCGACCACAACAUCAGCAUCUAGCGGUGGAGCAGUAGCAGCAUCAGCAACUGCAGCAACAAUGACCACUAAUGCCAGUGGAGGAGCAGCAGCAGCAGCAGCAGCAGCAUCAAAAAAAGCAUCACCAAUAAUACAUGACCCAACAACGGCAAACAAUUCCCUGGCAGCAGCAGUGGCGGCGGGGCCGCCACCUCCCCCAGCUGCCAGAACUGGGCGCAGUGCCAGCCGCCUUGACAUCAGCGACAUGGAGUCCAUUUAUGGCUACCUGAAGCCACGCAAGCCGCGCAGCCUCAGCCUGAAGAAAAUUCAAAUACUCGACUAUUGAACGAACAACCCCCCACCGCCAUACGCAUACGUUUUUUUUACUGAA